UUUGGGAUGUCAUCUUAGCCGCGAAACGGGCAUUUUUUAUGGUCUUCCUCAAAGGCGUUUACCGACGAUCUUUCAAAAUCUGUCAGUCCGAGGUCCUCUGAGUGCUUUCCAUGAAGCGAACUCAUGCUCGUCAAUUACGAGUGAUUUUAAAGUGAAAACAGCUCCACUGUCCUUGACGAUUUUUGUCAGCCGGAAAAAUUGGUCAGCACGGCGGUUACCAGGAUAUUCUCAAAUACAAUUCUAUGUGAAAAUUAUUAAGAAUUCAAGAAAUUUAUUGUCAAAACAAAAGUGGAUUUUCAUGUCUUACAAAGAUGCGGCCUUUGCCGGCACGAGGUAAAGGGAUGAUUUUCACAUGGUAGCGCUUCCUUGAACAAAGUAAGUGAAAAGCGAUUGAUACGAGAGAAGUUUUGAAGGGUCUACUCUCGAGAAAGUGAGGAAGUGCAAUUGAAAUUGAUGUAAGUGUUCGUGAAGUUUAAAUUUCUUCGAAUUGUGCAAAAAGAUGUCAAUUACGUAGUGAGAGCAGUUACCGCUUUGGUCGUUGCUGCAAAGUUUAUCAGUUUUCACCUUUGCUCCUGUCUACUACUCGUAUGUGGAUGGGAUGCGUCUUUCGUUUUCUUAUGCAAUGAUUUCUUGAGUGAAACAAGUAAGAGUUUCCUUCGGGAGCUGGGGGAAAUCACAUGAAUUUUUAGUGUUUACGACGACAAGUGGAAGUGCUCUUUGUUCAAAGCGAAAGUUUAUUCAACGGAGCACAUGUUUUCUUCGAAAGUAAUUGGAUAAGGAAGAAACUUUGCAGCUGUGAUCGGAUUUGGAUUAACUUCAGAAUUCGCUGGUCAAGGAAUGACAAAUGGACAUUUGGGAAGUUUCGAUUAAAUGACGACAUCACCUUUACUCAAAUCUACGCCGCAAAUAGCAUUUCGGCCAAGAACGUAUAAGAGCAACAGUCCGUUCAUCAACACCCAACGGAGCAGAUAACAUCACCUCGGACAAGGAUAUGUUUGUGACCACGCUCCUCCUCCGGUCAUUGGGGUGAAACCGCUUUUCGGAAGGACGAAACGACCAUAACCGGCAGUGCUUGACUGUCGACUCAGCUUUUUUGGCCACCAUCCCCUCCACCCAUUUCAACCAUAACAGGGAGUAAACUGAUUUCCUUACUCUUGAGAUGUCCGACAAUAUUUGACUCUUAUGCCUUUUGGUCUGCCAGAAAGGAAAGACAUUGGCGAGCUGGGAAGAAUCAAAUCAAGAGGGCCAGCCCAGCGCUAAAAACAGCUUUGAGCUUAAUAUUGAAAGACGUCUUUCCGACAUCAACGACAACGACGGUGAAUAUAUCAAAGAGGGAAUAGGGUUUUUUUAUGAGGAAGUGGAAAUUGGAUCAGGGACGAAAACGACGACGCCGCCGAGUACUGGUGAUUCCGCUUGGGAAAAUUGACAAAUCGUAGACAAAAAUAAGAAUACUUAGAAACUUGAAACGAAUAAACACGAACGCAAACACCUAUUUUCUCCGUGAAGGAAUUAAUUGGCUUUAAAGUCAGUGACACGAUGCGAACAAGGCGAUUGCUAACAUCCCGGUGGCAUGAACCUUUUAAGUGGUUCACGCUUUUCAAUUUGUUUACUCAAGUGAUAUGUUUGAAGGACUUACGGAUAUCGGUGCCAGAAGCAGUAGCAGUAGGGGACACUGUUACACUAUCAUGUUUUUACGAUUUAGAAAACGCAGCCUUAUACUCCGUUCGGUGGUACUUUGAAAAUGAGGAAUUCUACAGAUACGUGCCAAAGGAGCAGCCACCCUCGAGAGUUUUCACAAUAUCCGGUGUACCAGUGGAUAUACAAAGGUCCAGCGAGCAUAGCGUAAUAAUACGCACGGUGUCACGUAAUCAUUCGGGCAGCUAUCAAUGUGAAGUUUCUGCGGACGCGCCAUUGUUUCACACGGAAUCGAGCACGGCCACCAUGUUGGUUGCUGACCUGCCCGAAUCGGAGCCAGUUAUCUCCAUUCUUGGCAUGGCUGGUCCGGAUCAUAAACGCAUUGUUCAUAGCCAUGAAACAUUUAAGGCUCACUGUGCCGCAGGCCCAUCCCAUCCGCCCGUUAAUUUCACUUGGUUCGUGAACGGCAUCAGAUUUCCGUCAACCCAUUCUGGUCUACGGGAUGCCGACAUACAAUACACUUCAAAUGGCCUUAAGGAGGCCUGGUCAGAGUUGGUGGUUCAAGUCGACAAUCACAUUGUACCAACUUCAAGCCGCAAGUUGAUUGUCCGUUGUGAGACAAACAUCUACAGUUUAUACAGAGGUGCCGCCGAGGCAGAAUUAAUUGUAAUUGGCGAUGACUUUUGGUUAAACGGGGGAAAAGUGAGUCCCACAAUCGACCAACGGGGCAAUCGUGGCGAUCCAGAUAAUUCACCAUUAACAGGAGGAGCAUGCAGUAUCCAAAGUACGCUGUCGACUUCAAGGAUUCGAAAUAAUCUGACGAAAUUUCUAGAAGUUCUAGUUAUGGUUGCAUUUAUUUCAUUUCCCAUUCUGCGAUUAUAAAGGGCAAAGAUUUGAAGAUAAAUCUAUUAAAUUUUUGUAUAUUUGAAUUUUAGGAGCUUUUAGUCAAGUGAAUGUGAGGAACCACCACCGUAUAUUGGAACCAUGAAAAUUGUGCACAUUUCGAGUGUAUUGUGUUAUGUGAGAAAUGCCUUAGACUAUUCAAACUGGCUUUUAAUUCAUUCAUUAAUCAAACGAAUUUAAGAUCAUUGUGCAGCAUUUUCGUUCCAAAUGGUGGAGGCUUUAUGGAGUGUAAAAAAUGGUGGGGUGGUUAACACUACCUUGGUUUCUCACGGCACUUACCACUAAUGCAUCUAUUUUAUUUAUUAAUGUACUGUAAAUAGUCAAGACAGUCACCUUACUAAGAAUGAACUUAAUAUAAUUUUGAUAAAACAUGAUAAAUGCCAGUCGAAUCUAUUAUAUAAUGUAUGAUAUUCUGUUCUUAAAUACGUAAUUAAUUGAAAAAGGAUAUAGUCUAAGGGAAGCAAUCCACAGAUGUUGGGUGCAACUAAAAGUAUUUAGAAGUUUAUGGAUGGAUAGACCGUGACAUUUUAUCUCAAUUAUUCUUUUUAAGAAUGUUUUGUAUAUUUCGUUACUAAAACUGAAGUAAGAGAGUAUAUUAAUAAACAGUGUUAAUUUUACUGUAGCUUCAGCUAACGCUCAUUGAUUGGCCUACAUAUUUCGAUGAAAAGGAUCAUAUUUUGGAUUGAACUAACGACGGAAAAGAUCGCAUGCAUAUGCAAACUGAGGUUAAAUUAUAACUUUUAACAUUAGUUUUUAAUGACCUCAAAAAUGAAUCUUCAGUUCUUACACAUAUGCUUGAUUAAUCCAACCUCAAUCAAGAAAAAAAUCAUUUUAUAAGAAUAGCAGGCAUAUGUUAACGAUUGGAAGCAAAUCUUCAUAAAAUUCUAGAAAAUGAUGGACCACGACCAUCAUAGUUAUGUUAUUCAAUGUUUAUUGGUAAUGAAUUAUAGAUAUAUAUUUUGCAAUAAUGGAAAUCUGGGAUUCAGAUCCCAUUCUUUUUUGUUGUCUUAUUUUAUUCCUCGUUCCAAUCAAUUUAUAAGGUAACCAGGACAAUAGAUGUUAAUUAACUAGUCAUUUACAGGUAUUUAAACAGAUAAGACAAGAAAAAUGUAAGUUAAGAGUUUUUAAGCAAAUGUACAAUUAUUAAUUGAAGCUCACAGCGAAAACAUCUUGUAUGAUUUAAAUAAAACUAUAAAAAACGAGAAACAUUUUAGAUAGGUUAUAGUGAUAACUUCGCUAAAAGUGAUGAAACAGGCAAAGUUAAAAAAGUAACAAUUUAUUUUUUGUGUUUAGGGAGGAAAUAAUUCUCCAUAAAUAUUGUUACCUAUACUAAUUACUAAUGCUACAAUCAAAAACAAAAAUAUACAAAAUAAAUUAUUUUAGUUCAAAAUGAUAGCUUGAGUAAUAAUAUGCGAAAGGCUUUAUUUAAUUCCAAUACUUGCGCGGGGGUUAUUAUCUGUUACGGAACGUAAAAUGAUCCCAAGAGAAAUCUCAAAAAAGGUUGGGAAAACUAAGUUGGUUGCAUUACGUGCUAGAUAGUAUUUCACUUUUUGAAUAUCCCCAAUGGUUUCUAUAAAUUAUUUCACGCGCUACAUUAUCUUCCCAAUUCGUAUUUUUAAUUUACUUCUUCAGAUAUUAUUAUUUGAAAUUACUUGAAAAAAAUAAAAAUAAGUGCUAGGCCUAGUCCAAAGAAGACGAAAGUAUGAAGAAAACUAUAAACAAAAGGUAGUGAAAUAAAACUAAACGAAUUAAUAUUAUAAUUAAAGCAAAUAAAGUGAAUAUGUGUAUAAAAUUUAUAAUAAUUUUAAAUAAAAACAUUAUGAGAAAACC
Messenger RNA from Hermetia illucens (black soldier fly), 4368 nucleotides. RefSeq lists its product as uncharacterized. The coding region runs from base 1537 to 2517 and encodes 326 amino acids. The record is from RefSeq and is a predicted model, not a curated record. The transcript has 6 exons. Lineage: Eukaryota; Metazoa; Arthropoda; Insecta; Diptera; Stratiomyidae.